This is a messenger RNA of Cyclospora cayetanensis, 1212 nucleotides long. Its product is annotated as histone H3.v1. The record is from RefSeq and is a predicted model, not a curated record. NCBI's taxonomy places the organism in Eukaryota, Apicomplexa, Conoidasida, Eucoccidiorida, Eimeriidae. The transcript has a single exon. Bases 1 to 1212 code for a protein of 403 amino acids.
AUGUCUCGGGCAGUUCGUGUGGUAGCAGUCUUGGCAGUGUGCCCCUCUCUGGCUCUUCACUAUGCGGAGUCAGCCGAAUUCCUGAGUACUCUCGGGGAUAUGACCCUCGGUGCAGGACUGUUGGAUGAUAUGGGGGGGUCAGUGGUCACCGCAGCGGCUGACAUCCCGCACAUGCUAGUUACAGGUGGAGAAUCGCUCGCCUCCCUGGCAUCCCUUAACCCAGAGAGGUGGCAACAACUAACUCCAGAACAGCAUGAACAUGCAGAAAUGUCACAUGCCUUCUUCCUCUCGCCCUUCGGCACGUCUCCGCAAGAAGCUCAAGCCCUCCCCCGCCUCGUCACCGCGUUUCUUGAGCAGCGCGCCGAAACAUCCAGCGGUAGCACAGGCAGGACCAACAAAGACAAGAACGGAAGCGGCAGUAGCGAUGACAGGGGCAACGCCAACGGCAGCCAAACUAGCAACAGCCGCAGCAGCAGUGGGAGCAGGGGAACAAGCUUUCCCCUGAGGGGCGUACCAGUCAUGGAUCAGGCACAGCUGGAGGCCCUCGCUGAAGCGAUCGCGGAGGGUGUGGCUAACAGCACCGUGUAUGGGUUUAGAGCUGGGAAUCCUUUGCUUGCUGCUGCGGCUGCCGCCAAGAACGUUAAGCUGGAAGCACCAUCGCCAGCAGCAGCAGUUGCACAGCUGUUGGACCCCCUGAAUUUUCUACAGCUGCAGCAACAGGCUGAAGGGGACUCCCAAAGACAAGAAAAGGGCGAGAAGCAGCAGGAAGAGAGCGAGGAGCAGCAGCAGGAAGAGAGCGACGAACAGCAGCAGGAAGAGAGUGAGGAGCAGCAACAGGAAGAGGGAAAGCAAGAGGAGCAGCAUGACGGGGUCGCCGAGGCUGAUGAACAGGUUGGGUUGACUGAUACUGUAGAAGAAGCCUCUGAAACAAAACAGCCCCAAGAGUCAGGUGAGCAGGGUUCUUCACCUCUUCGGUUCUGGAGUCGGACAAAUCCACUGGGAUAUCUCCAGCCGCUCGCUGAUAACUUAUACUUGCUGAAGUGGGCCGCUAUCAACCCCCUUGCUAUGCUCGAGUGGAAGGCGCUUGUCUUUGGCCAGUGCAUGGCGAUCUAUCAGAAUGAAGAACUGUGCACGAGAUUUCUCAAUGUUGGGCCUAAUGCCAUCAACCAUGGAGGAACCAACAGCCCGUGGAUCCCCAGCACCUCCCCCUAA